Molecule: messenger RNA, 525 nt
Organism: Rotaria sordida
Lineage: Eukaryota; Metazoa; Rotifera; Eurotatoria; Philodinida; Philodinidae
Source: the annotation of a GenBank genome assembly
AUGUUAACAGAUGUAUCAACAAAAACAGUUUUACCUACAUCAACUAUUGAAUGGGCUAUGUGGGCUAAUGAACAUGUUUUAUUAACCGGUUAUGUUUUAGCAAUAUUCAGUAUUUUAACAAUUAUUUUUCAAUUUUCAUUAUGGCAAAUAGCUAUUUAUGGACUUAUACUUGCAUUAUUUAUUAUUCUUAUUGAAUAUCCACGUAGUGGACGUAUUGUUAAAAAAUCAAAAGCACGACCAUUACAACAAUAUCCAUCAGUAUUACUUACAAAAUUAGGUCCAUUAACUCGAAAUUAUUUUAUUCGUUUUGUUAUAUAUAUUUUACUUAGCCUUCCUUGUCUUUUUCUUAUGUCAACUAUUUCACCUGCUAUAUCAUUAAUAAUUGGUGCAGGUGCUUAUGGUUUAGCUGCACUUCGUCAAGAACAAUGGAAACCAGUUGAGCCAACAACAAUAAAUGGCACAGUACCAAUGCCAACACGACCUCCUCCACGUGCACCUAUGUAUCAUACUUCGUCAAAUGCUUAA